AGUAGGGUUGGAAGGGGCAAGGACCAAGACCACGUUCGCUUCUGCUUUCUACGACUCUCCGUCGGUUAGAGAGUAUUUUCAAAUCCGAAUACUGAACAGCCAACUCUUCUGCCGAGCUGUGCAUGUAAGCGUGCGCCAGUUUAAUCUUUCUCCCCACAUGGCGGAGGACCGAAUACCAGUUCCCCUUUCUCGAACAUACACAUUGCUGCUGCUACUACGUCGUCGUGGCUUCUCAAACAAGUGUAAUCGGGAGUGUAAAUGACACACACAAACCAACACAUUUCUAUAAUACUACUAGACCUCUGUAUCCAUUCUCUCUUUUUGUAUUACUCACCGUUUCGACCGGAGACAUAGAGAGUUGCGGUGCUAACGCGUUUUCAAAUUGAACUUUCCGUAUCCGCUAUUCGUUGCGCGCAAUUACGCAUUUGACGCGCACAAUUCCUACAAACUUUUUCAACUUUUCUCCAUUGAUUCGUCUUUGGCGUGUUGUCGUACGUCACCGAUCGUGUUGUAGAGAUAAAGGACGUAAGAAUUCUUAUUGUGUAUUAUUUUCAUGCAGAUUAGGACCGAGACUACGCACUGGUGAAAGGAAUAUUGCACCUCAGGACCAGUCCAAAUGAGAAUCCGGAAUGGCAGAAGGCAGUGGCGCAGAUGAGGACAACAGCGAUAUACUCAGGCAUGCCACAACUCUUGUCCAUCAGCCCUCCAGUGUUACCGCAGAUUCUAAUCAAAACAUGAAGUCCGAGGAGAGCAAUCAAGAAAGCAACGUCAGUAUACCCGAAGAAGCGUCUCCUGUUGCGGUUAACGGCGCUCUAGAACAUCUAACAAACUCGUUAGAACCCAAAAACGAAUCUUUAAGUCCUGUUGAAUCAAAAACACCUCGUAUGGUUGAAUCUUCCAGCUCCAUCCACUUUAAUGGAAAUAAUCCAGAGUUGAACAACCUUCUUCAGUAUCAAAACUAUCCUUCCUCUCAUUUAGAACAAAAUCUUCCGACUAAUUUUCCAAGUAUGCCAGGUGUUACAAUAUCAGCGGCGAAUGCUCCCCUUAAUUUAACGAUGAACACAUCAGAACAAACCCUUGGAGUUAAAGACGCAACAGCACGUACAAGUAACAUGGCAGCUAAUUUUGCUCAAUCGGCAAGUAUCAAUCCCGUUCCCAACUUUCUAAGAUCUCAACCAGUACUUCCUGCAAUGCCACAGUUAAUUUUGGCAUCUGGUCAAUUAGCUCAAGGUAUACAGGGUGCGCAACUGCUCAUACCCACAUCGCAAGGAAUCGCGACCCAAACAAUUCUGACAAUCCCAUUCAAUCCAAUGAACUGCGCCGACCAAAUGAUAAACUUGCCUCUAACUAACGGCCAAAUUGUCACCACCUCAUUGGCUAAUCUUGCCCAAAGUAGUUUACUUCAAUCACCCGGUAACAAUGGUAAAAGUGGUGCCAUUGGUAUAAAUUUGCUCAAUUCGACCGCGUUUCCUACACUCAUUUCAAACAAUUCCCCCCAUCAUCUAUUACAAAACUUGCCGGAGAUGUUAAACACGUCUCACUUAACACCUCAAACAACCACGUUGCCCACCCUGAACCACGUGACCGAUGUGCCAAAUGUUAGAAACAAUCGGAGCGUGGGUCAUUUUAACGCCAACAAUGCCGUCGCAGAAAAUAAAGGGCAACAAGUAAAUAAAAAUGAAACAUCGCCGGCCUAUAACGAUAAUACAAUUAAUAAUAGAUCACCCACCAACGUGGAUACACCCAUGUCGGCCAGCUCGAGUUCUAGUCAAGGCCUGAAACGGCCACCUUCGUCGCUCAGUUUGUCUCCAGCGUGCAAUGAUCAUUCAUCCACCGCUGAUUUAUUAAUCGACUCGCCAAGUCAACCAACAAUCAAUCAAACAAAUUGCAAUGUUGUGGACGGAAUUAAUUUAGAAGAAAUUAAAGAAUUUGCCAAAGCUUUUAAACUUCGUAGACUGUCUUUAGGAUUAACGCAAACACAAGUUGGACAAGCCCUCAGUGUUACAGAAGGUCCUGCCUACAGUCAAAGUGCAAUAUGCAGUGCCCUGGCCUCUCAGAUGCUUGCCGCCGCACAGUUUUCAACACAGCAACAAGCUAUGUUUGAGAAACUUGAUAUUACUCCAAAGAGUGCACAAAAAAUUAAACCUGUCUUGGAACGCUGGAUGAAAGAAGCCGAAGAGAGCCUUUUUAAUUACAGGUACAAGAGUGGUCAAAAUCACCUUACCGACUUUAUAGGCGUGGAGCCUUCAAAAAAAAGAAAACGGAGAACUUCGUUUACACCCCAGGCAUUGGAACUCUUGAACGCACACUUCGAGAGGAACACUCAUCCGUCAGGAACAGAAAUCACUGGACUAGCUCAUCAACUGGGGUACGAGAGAGAAGUGAUUCGGAUUUGGUUUUGUAAUAAACGACAGGCCCUUAAAAACACUGUCAGAAUGAUGUCCAAAGGAAUGGUCUAAAAGAGUCGUCUUUUUCUGUGAUUAAUCAAAAACUUUAUCACCUAAUUAAAAACACAGUAUAUGUAAAAAAAACUACUUAAUAAGUUCCAUUUCUUGAAUGAUAUAAUGUACAAGAUUAGUGAUAAAAAAAAAGUAAAAUACAGAAAGAGAGUGAAGUGAAAUACGAACGGAAAUGUAAACCUGUAUGUUUCCUUUUAUUUGUGUUGUGAUUCCAGAGGCGCUGUUUAUCAAUGUAUAUUUUGACUUUUGAAUAUGAGUUUAAGUUUAUUUAUUUUUGAAAUAUGA
This is a messenger RNA of Agrilus planipennis (emerald ash borer), 2744 nucleotides long. It is a transcript of the gene pdm3, whose product is annotated as POU domain, class 6, transcription factor 2. The record is from RefSeq and is a predicted model, not a curated record. Gene Ontology annotation, biological process: regulation of transcription by RNA polymerase II. NCBI's taxonomy places the organism in Eukaryota, Metazoa, Arthropoda, Insecta, Coleoptera, Buprestidae. Gene Ontology annotation, molecular function: DNA-binding transcription factor activity, RNA polymerase II-specific; RNA polymerase II cis-regulatory region sequence-specific DNA binding. The coding region runs from base 630 to 2459 and encodes 609 amino acids. The transcript has 12 exons.